Molecule: messenger RNA, 3797 nt
Organism: Brienomyrus brachyistius
Lineage: Eukaryota; Metazoa; Chordata; Actinopteri; Osteoglossiformes; Mormyridae
Gene: calcoco1a
Product: calcium binding and coiled-coil domain 1a
Exons: 16
Coding region: 191-2146 (651 amino acids)
Source: RefSeq, a predicted model, not a curated record
GAAACUGUAGUCUUUACAGGCGCUGAGUUGGAGCAAGUGAUACUUUGAGGACGAGAUCUGCUCAUUUUUUUAUUCUGGAGACACUCUGAAACAAAGGAUCAUUUAUAGUGUUGAGUGCUUUUACUUUUAGUUGGUUUAUAAGUCUGUCUACGACGGCUGGAAGUGCCUGGGCUCAGGUCGCAUCCUCACCAUGGAGGGGACCUGGAAGGUGGAGUUCAGGAACGUGGGCCGUACCUACUUUCCCCAAAGCCGAGUCGAGUGCCAUUACAGCUUAGGGCCCCAGCAUGUCUGGAGCAGCAGUGACUGGAUUGGGCUGUUUAAGGUGGGCUGGUCGUCGAUGAGGGAUUACCACACGUUUGUCUGGGCCCUGGCUCCGGCUGGGUACCAGGCGGGGGCGGCUGUGAACUGCUGCGUGCAUUUCCAAGCUUCUUACCUGCCCCGCCCUGGGGCGGACCCCUUCCAGUUCGUGUACGUCGAUGGGAAGGGGGAGGUGUGUGCCCGCAGCUCGCCGUUCACGUUCUGCGCCCCCAAACCACUGGAGGACCUGGUGACCCUGGAGCAGGAGGGGUCUAGCGAGGACGGGGGGGCAGACCUGCUGCUGGUGGUGCCGCGGGCUGAGCUGCUGCAGGGCCGGCUGGAGGACCUCCUGCGGGAGCGCGCCGAGCUGCUGCGGGCCCGGGACGCCGCAGAGCGGAGCCGGGAGGUGGAGAGGGAGCUGAGGGAGCGGGUGGAGAUGCAGACUGGCCUGGCCAGGGCGGAGCUGGAGGGCAGCGUGGCGGAGCUGAAGGAAAGGCUGACACGGACAAAGGAAAAGGUGGAGGAGUUGGAGAAGGAGCAGGAGAUGAUAUCUGCAGAACGUGAGGGUCUGAUGGUAGACAAAGCAGAGAGCCACAAAAGGAUCCGGGAGCUGGAGGAACAGGGGAAGAGCCUCAUGCUCAGGGGCUUGGAGAGGGAAGCCGAGCUGGACAGGAUGAGGGAGCGCAUGCAGAACCUAACGGCACAGAAGAGGGAUGAGGAUGAGGAGAUGCAGUGCCUGAAGGCUCAGCUGGAGCAGUCAGAGGCAGAUCUGCGCACCCUGGGGAGGGAGUUUCAGGAGCUGCGGAGCUUGCUGGCACAGAGGGACACGCAGGUGCUGCAGCUGAGGGGCACCAUCAGCACGCUGAGUGGCAAGCUGCAGGUCGCACAGGGGAAGGAGGAGGAGUGUGAGGCAGCCCUUAAGGAGCUGCAGGAGCUGCAGGGGCGUCUGGCCACCAGCGAGGGCGCUGCUGAGGGCCUGAAAGCAGAGCUCACCGCUAUCGCGGCCAGAUGCGACCAGAGCCGCCUGGAGGCCGCACAGCUCACCCUGCAGCUCGCUGACAGCAGCCUGGCCCUCCGGGAGAGCCGUGCCGCAUGGUUGCAGGAGAGAGAGGCGCUGCAGCAGGGUGUCCGGCUGGAGAAGGAGCGGGUGGAGAAACUUAGCAAAGAGCUGCAGCAGAAGGAGAAGUGCCUCCAGGAGGAGAAGAUGGAGAGAGAGAAGGUGGAGGUGGAGCUGGGAAGAGAGAGGGACUGUAGCAGGGUGCAGCUCAGUGAGUCGUGGCGGGAGCUGGAGGAUCUGAAAGCCAGUCUGAGGAUGGUGCAGAACGACAAGGAGCAGCUGCUGCUGGAGAAACAGGAGAUGCUUGACUACAUGCGGCAGCUUGAGCAGAGGCUUGAUGCUGUGGCUGAUGCCAAGUGGAGUGAAGCGGCCUUCUCCUCCAACAGUCGCCCUGACAGUCCCGUAUCUGAUUUCGAGGAUGAUGCCCUUGAAGCUGGAUUCCGCCACCCUCCCCCCCCUCUGGCCCCGCCCCUGGGUCCCUACGGCCUGUGCGAGGCUCCACUUUCAGAGGCACUGAUUUUGGGCACACCCCCCCCUUCGCCACGGGACCAGUGCCGUGGGACCGUGGUCAUCAGCCAGCCAGCGCCUCUCUCAUCACCACGGCAACCUGGCAGCGACAUCGCUACGCAGAGCUUGGACUCGGAGGAGGAGCCUGAAGUGGCCCAAUCAGAAGCAGCCCAAUCAGAAAUGGCCCAAUCAAGAGGUCAGAGUUCCAGAAUAGGGGCGACCUCGCUCCCUCUGGACCAGCGGGACUCCGCUCCAAGUGACUUUGCCGGCGCCCCCCUCUGGUAGUGUGUGGAAGUGCAGGAGCCGUGCUGGAGCCUGUUUUCCCCAACAUCCUGUGCAUUACGCAGUUUUAUACACAUUGACUUAGAAAUCCACAGAGCACAGCCGGUCCCCACCUGCAUAAUUCACAUGAAAUGCAAAGUACAGGAAUAAGGGUAUGGUUUUAUUGCCUGUGUGUGCGUGUGCGUGUGCGUGUGCGUGUGCGUGUGCGUGUGUGUGUGUGUGUGUGUGUGUGUGUUUGUGUGUUGUCAUGUGUACAUUACAUUGUAGGGGCCAAGUGUCCCCACAUUGUGAUAAAGCUCUAUUAUUUUAAUGUUGUGGGGACAUUUUUUGGUCCCCACAAGGGGAAACUUAAUUUUAUAAAUAUCUGUAAAUGCAAUCAAAAAACCAAAAAUGCCAAAAGUCUUGUAUCUUUUUUUGGUUACUUACGGUUAAGGUUAGGGCUGGGUAGGGGUGGAUAAUGCCCAUAUAAACAAAUGGAGAGUCCCCACAAAUACAUAGAUACCUAAUCUCUGUGUGUGUGUGUGUGUGUGUUUGCAGUUUUAAAAAUGGUUUGAUUUAAUCCAAUAGGCAGCACCUUACUUCACUUUAAUGGAGUGUCUUUGCAAACCACAACAGGCUUAAUGAUAUUAGUUCAGCAGUACAGAUAUGCACUUUUUAUCGCCUCAGACUGAUCUGCAAAGACCUGUUUUUUUUUGUUACACUGUCCAUUUACUUUUAUUUGAAAUAUGUUCAUAUCUGAAGGGAUGACAUCAUGUCGACAUCAACGAUAUAAAGGCGCGUGUUUGAAAGGGAGCAGUCUGUCGGGAACCCCCCCCCCCCCCCCCACACUCUGGUUAUACAUUGUGACGGCUGGCCCUUAGCCUGAUGCUGCAAUGGACAAGCUGUCAGUCGGAGUUGGAGAAUCGCUGCUUCACCAUCAGUGCUGCAUUUCACACCUGGUUUCCCUUUGUUGUAUUUCUGUAGGCAGCACAAGUGAAACCGGCGCAGUUCCAGUCGAGCGUUUUUGCGCCGAGACAUUUUCGUUGGUUCUUCCUGUCGUUAUCUGGGCAGUGUCUUUCUGUUACUCUAGCUGAUCAGCUGAGGCUCACGCUCUGUUACGCACAGCAAACUCGGCAAACUCGGCCACACAGGCCCACGGUGCUGCUUUUGGCUCCUGCACAUGCGCGUGUUACUUCUGGAUCAUGGUGUGCUCUGAGUUGUGACUGCGUUGGAGUGUGUCGUGUGGUUGCGUGUGGCAGGACAUCCAUGCCCAUCCGUUGUGGUGAACUGACUGUGUCCAGUAUUAUUCAUUGUCAAACUGUGUUAUUACAUUUUAGUGCAUGUUCGAAUCCUUUCUUUAUACCCUCCUCGUAUUUUUAGUUUGCUUUAUUACGCUUAAACCUUUUUGGCCCUUUAUGCUUGCCGUUGGCUGAUUGCACGCCUGGUUCCUCUCUGAUGCUCACCUCACGCAGCGGGGGGGGGCCAUUCCUGUGUGCGUCUGCGCCUCCGUGCUGCCGGACCUCACUAGACGCCAAAGCCCCGCCUCGUUUGAUGGUUUUUGAAAUUCUAUUUUUGGGUUUCUCUUAGUUAUGCCUCAGCCCCAAACGUAUUUCAUACGUCUGUAUCUCACAGUGUACAGUGUUUUCUGUAAUAAAAUGUCUGUGUAUGAAUGUCA